CGUGUUGAUGAUCGCUGUUGCUGUUGUGUGGCUGUAUUUCAUGUUUAUCUUCCAGAUCCUUCCGCAUAUCCGUCUGGCCUCUUUUGCUCACAGCAGCCAAGUAAUCGAGAAGAGCUCCACUCCUCAUCUUCUCUGCCAGAUGAGUUUCGAAGGGGUUGAUUGGUCAUAAAUUUUUUUUGUUUGCUACCCACCGUUACCGAUUGAGAGGGAAUGGGAAAGACGAACAGAUUUUUUCCCACUAGGUGUUCGCUGAGUUUCCAGAUAAAAGAAAAUCAAAAAUCAAAAACAAAUCACCGGCUGUCUUCUGCUUUCCCUGCUUCGUUCCUUGCUACUUCAAGUUCGUGUUCUGCUUUUUUUCCCAAGGGUUUCUCUGUAAACAAGGGCUCCGAUAGGAGUGACGCAGAGGGGGUCUGCGGUGGAGUUUUGCUCGACGGAAGGUGA
Messenger RNA from Lactuca virosa, 441 nucleotides. Lineage: Eukaryota; Viridiplantae; Streptophyta; Magnoliopsida; Asterales; Asteraceae. The record is from the annotation of a GenBank genome assembly.